CUUCUCUCCAGGGAGAAUGGCGUGAGACUGUACCAACCGGAGUGACUGAGAGAGUGUGUGUGUAUGUAUGUAUGUAUGUAUUCUAGACGGUGGCGAUACCAUAUCUCUACACUCGUCUUUGCAUGCUUCACCAACUCAUUCUAAAGAAAACCCAAAACCCAAAUCGCUAAAACGCCAAUGAUACACCACCCUACACAGGAGAGUGUACAUGAGAAAAAAGGAGAAUUAAAGCACCUUCAUCCGGGCUUUGGGGAAUCCGGGACCGACCCAGAUGAUAAAAGCGGGUAAUUUCUCGUGGGUAAUUUUCUGUUCCGUGUUUUAUCUGAUCAGUUGGUCUCCAUUGUUGCUUUGAUCGCGUUUUUUUUUUUUUUUUUUUUUCCUUUGUUGUGAAAUAUAUAUCAGUGUAAUUUUUGUUGUUACAUUACUGCGCGGGAUUUGUUUUUGUGUUGAUUGUGUUUGUGGUGCGAUGGUUGAGAGAGAUGGGGUUGGAGUGAAGAUGAAGGAUGAUGAGGAGGAGCUGGAGAUGUUGUUGGAUGAGAUCCCUCAUGCAACAUCUUUCAAUCUGAAUCAUCUUCAUAGCAAUGGGUGUGAUGGGUCAUAUGUGAGGCGAAAAUUGUAUGAUCAUACCUGCAGUGUUUCCCCUCUCAGAGGGGUUUUAGUGAAAUCUGAUGGCUCUGGUGGUGGAUCACCAGCUCCACCUCCCAUGGAAGAGCUAAAACCCAGUGUGGUUUCUGAUCAUUUCAAGGGGUUGCAGAUCAAUCAUGGAAUUGGUGGUAUGAGGGCGGAUGGGAAUGGGAAUGGGAAUGGGAAUACUUUCAGUGAUCUGAAUUUGGGGAAGAAUUUUAGUAGUAGAUUGUAUAUUAGUGGGGAGCAAGAGAGUGGGUCGAAAACCAGCUUUUCUGAUCGGGGUGUUAGAAUGGUGCCUGAAAAGUUUAGGGGAAUCGGUGAUCAGAAGAUGGGCGUUUCUGAUUAUAGAGGAUUUGUAUCAUCUGCUCCUGUACCGCAAAAUCCAAUAGGUGUUAAUAGUCAGGUGGGUUCUCCAAUGCCCGUUGGAUUGUCGUAUGAUUGUGGGUUUGGUAAUUUAUAUGCAACGCAAUAUCUUUCUGGUCUAUCGAACGGAUUGGUUUCGCAAUUGAAUCCGAAUAGUAGUGCUAUGGAUUCCCAGCUCUACCAAACUAAAGUGCUGGCCGGUCAUCUCUAUCACGUGGGAAUUCCAUUGUCGGAUUUGCCUGGUUCUGUAAUGUGGAAUGUCUCACAUGCUCCGCAAAAUGGAAGGUCUAUAGCUGGAGAGUUCCCGUUUGUGCCUCACAGAAAGUCUCACAUUGAUGCAGAGAAUGCCUUUUACUCGCAUCAACAUUUGUCAAAUGGAAGGGGGAACGUGACCCAGAGUGCUAGAAUGCCUCAAGGGAAUAUCGAGGCUUUUGCUAGGGAUGAUAGCUUGAUCGUGCAAGGGGAAAGCUUAAGUUGCACUGAAAAAAACGCCCGUCCACUUUCAAUUGGACACGACAAGGCCAGGCCUCAAGAAAAGAGGUCACAACAACUAUACGGUAGUCCCAAGAGCAAAGGCAUUCAGGAAAGCGGGCGAAGCAGUGGGCUUUAUCUCCCUUUCUCUCUGCCACUCAAGCUUAGCUCGUUGAGAGAAGUUCAAGGAUAUAUUUCUCACAUGGCAAAGGAUCAAUAUGGUUGCCGAUUCUUGCAAAGGAUUUUUGACGAGGGAACUCCCCGAGAUGUUCAAAUAAUAUAUGAUGAGAUAAUUGAUCAUGCCGUUGAACUUAUGAUGAACCCAUUCGGGAAUUACCUUAUGCAAAAACUGUUGGAAGUGUGCAAUGAAGAACAAAGAACGCAAAUACUACUAAGGGUUACUGAGGAUCCCGGUCAACUUGUCAGCAUCUCUUUAAAUACCCAUGGGACUAGAGUAGUGCAGAAGCUGAUCGAAACGCUGAAGACCAGGCAGCAAAUUUUGAUACUCAUUUCAUCGCUCGAACCAGGAUUUCUUGAUCUUAUCAAGGACUUGAACGGUAACCAUGUUGUUCAGAGGUGCUUGCAAUGCUUUAGUAAUGAAGACAGUAAGUUCAUUUUCGUUACUGCUGCUAAGUACUGCGUUGAUAUUGCAACACACCAACACGGCUGUUGUGUUCUGCAAAGGUGCAUUACUCAUGCAACGGGGGAGUAUCAAGAAAACUUAGUUGCAGAAAUUUCUGCCAAUGGACUUCUUCUCGCUCAAGAUGCAUUCGGAAACUAUGUUGUUCAGUUUAUAUUGGAGUUGAAGAUCCCAUCCGCCACGUCCAAGCUGAUAUCGCAGUUCGAGGGCAACUUUGUGCAUCUCUCAACCCAGAAGUUCAGCAGCCACGUCGUUGAAAAAUGCCUGAUUACAUGCGACGUUGAAGUCCAGUCAAAGAUCAUCCGCGAGCUCGUCUCUGCAACGCACUUCGAGCAGCUGCUCCAGGACCCCCACGCAAACUAUGUUAUCCAAACAGCGCUUCGUGUUUCUGAGGACUGUCUUCACAAGCUAUUGGUGGAUGCAAUCGAGUCCCACAAGUCAAUCUCGCGCAACAGUCCCUAUUCGAAGCGGAUUUUCUCUAACAAGCUGUGGAAGAAGUGAUGCAAAAUCAUUCGCUCGUUUGGGGCAAAAGAAGGUUUGUUAGAAGCUCUGCUCUUCUUUUAUCAUUCCACUCUUUACUGAUCAUGAGAAGUAGUAGCAAAUAAAUGAUCUGUUGUCAAUUUUGCUCUGUAAUAUUUAUCCCACUCGCCUGCUUUUUCUUUCCAAGAAUGGGUGACUGUAAAGAACAUGGAAUCGCCAUUUACGUUGCUUGAAAUAUAUAUAGAUUCAUUUGU
This is a messenger RNA of Ipomoea nil (Japanese morning glory), 2835 nucleotides long. RefSeq names its product putative pumilio homolog 7, chloroplastic. The record is from RefSeq and is a predicted model, not a curated record. Gene Ontology annotation, cellular component: cytoplasm. Gene Ontology annotation, molecular function: mRNA binding. Gene Ontology annotation, biological process: post-transcriptional regulation of gene expression. The transcript has 5 exons. Bases 467 to 2602 code for a protein of 711 amino acids. NCBI's taxonomy places the organism in Eukaryota, Viridiplantae, Streptophyta, Magnoliopsida, Solanales, Convolvulaceae.